This is a messenger RNA of Diaporthe amygdali, 1395 nucleotides long. RefSeq lists its product as uncharacterized. The coding region runs from base 1 to 1395 and encodes 464 amino acids. Gene Ontology annotation, molecular function: prenyltransferase activity. The record is from RefSeq and is a predicted model, not a curated record. Gene Ontology annotation, biological process: alkaloid metabolic process. Lineage: Eukaryota; Fungi; Ascomycota; Sordariomycetes; Diaporthales; Diaporthaceae. The transcript has 2 exons.
AUGACUGCAACAAACGGCGGAGAGGUCUCCAAGACCAAUGGCCACACCAAGGCCAAGCAGAUGCAGGCGUGGAAAGGCCUUUCCCAAUGCCUGCCCGCCCGAGACGCAGAUACAGAGUAUUGGUGGCAGCUCACUGGGCGUCAGCUGGCUACUCUCCUAGAUGCAGCUGGCUACUCUGUGGAGAGGCAGUAUGAGGUCCUCGUGUUCCACCACCAGUGGGUUGUUCCAUACUUGGGCCCUGCACCAACUCCAGGCAACUUCAAGCCGAAGUGGAGAUCACUGAUCACUCUUGAUGGAUCGCCAAUUGAGUGCUCAUGGAAAUGGAACAUGGCAUCCAAGGAUCCAGAGAUUCGGUAUAUUGCCGAACCGAUUGGAGAGUAUGCGGGCACAGCUCUUGACCCGCUCAACCAGCUGGCCACGCGGGAAAUGAUGCACCGCCUGACAACGGCCCUUCCAGGGAUCGACAUCAGCCUCUUUGACCACUUCAUGAGCGAUCUGUACGACCACGACAACACCAAGUACUCCCAGGAGGUUGCGGCAGGCGCCAAAAUGAAGACUAGUGUACACAUCGGCUUCGAGUUCCUCAAGGACCGCGUGGCAACCAAGUCCUACUUUGUGCCGCGAAAACUGGGCCAGACCAGUCUCAUGUCGGUGCCAGACUACGCCAAGGCGAUCAGCGCUGUGCAGCCAGGUGAUAAUGCGGCGCUGAAGAUGAUGCUCGACUUCAUCGACACCCACCCAGAGGGCAAGCUGCUGACAUUCUACUCGGUGGCCGUUGACAACGAGCCGCUGGACUUGACGCGCAUCAAGUGGUACUGCCAAACGCCACACACGUCUUUCGAGUCAGUGCGUGCUAUCAUGACGCUGGGUGGGCGCAUCGCCCUCCCACACCUCGAGGGCUGCCUGGCCGAGCUGCGCGAGCUCGUCAACGCCGCUGCCUGCGUGCCGGCCGACUAUCCCGAGGACCGCGAGCUCGAGGCCGAGCGAUGGCACGCCGAGGAGCAGGCGCGCCAGUUCGACGAGCUCGCCAAGUACCUGUCGGGCUUCGUCUACCACUUCGAUAUCGCGCCAAACAAGCCCCACCCGGAGAUCAAGGUAUACGUGCCCACUCGCCACUACGGUGGCACAGACGCCACCAUCGGCCGUAACCUCGUCGCAUGGAUGGAGAAGCGCGGUCGCGGGGACUUUGGGGAGCGCUACUUGCAAGCUCUGGAGGAGCUGACGCCUCACGGCCAUGCGGGUGCCGGAAAGGGUACGCAGACCUUUGUGAGCUGCUUGUUCAAGAAGAAUGGAGAUCUUGACAUCACUUCGUACCUUGCACCGCAGGCGUUCAAUGAGAAGCGCAUGGGAUCGUCGUCACCGCGUAGGGGUCUACGUCGACGAGGGGACUAUUAG